UACGAAUGCAGCAUUUGCUACAAUGAUGCAACAAAUCCAGUGGUUUUGCAAUGUGGCCACUUCUUUUGCUGGGAAUGCAUCGACCUAUGGUUGAGCGGCUGCGCAACCCAGAAGAAAAUAUGUCCUAUGUGCCGAACUGAAGUAAGAUAUAACGAUAUUAUACCAAUUUACGGUACAGGCAAAGAAGAUGAUAAUGGAAAACGAAGGCCCGCAGCACCGGCUCAUGUUCGUGAGGUUGGUUCGUGA
Molecule: messenger RNA, 246 nt
Organism: Gongylonema pulchrum
Lineage: Eukaryota; Metazoa; Nematoda; Chromadorea; Rhabditida; Gongylonematidae
Source: the annotation of a GenBank genome assembly